Molecule: messenger RNA, 472 nt
Organism: Drosophila novamexicana
Lineage: Eukaryota; Metazoa; Arthropoda; Insecta; Diptera; Drosophilidae
Exons: 1
Coding region: 165-335 (56 amino acids)
Source: RefSeq, a predicted model, not a curated record
GCAGCAACAGGACUGAAAACCGUGCCGCAAAUGUGAAGUGUUGUCAUUUGGAAAAGGCGACAACAUAAACAUUGUCCAGGCAACACGCCAAGCGAUAGAAACCAAGAGCCAAACGAGUUAAAUAAACUAAAGAAAGCGAACACAAAGUGCAAGUGCAAUUGAAAAUGUGUCUGUAUUUGGGCGUAGUGGAGCAUCUGGUGGAUGUGGUCGCCUAUUGUGUGUGCCGCAUGCUGGAGCUGACCCUGGUCACCUUCAUGAUGAUGUGCAGCACGGCCAAAGCAAAGCUGGCCAGCGGCAACAGCAACAACAACGAGCUGACUCUCGCCGAGCAAUGACCCAGAGCAAGUGCCGCUGGACUCGGACUCGGACUUGGACUCGGAAUCGGACAAGAUGUCAGCUGCAACGGCAGAUGCACUGAGGGGGAGCGCAGAUGGGGGGUGGGCAAUGUCUAACAUUCUAAUUUAAGUGACUU